AAUUUUGUUUCUUUGUGUCAUCUUUUCAACCAUAGAUAUAAUAUAGUACAAAAUAAACCUCCCCCUUUGAACAGCUUCAGCUUUCUAGGGGGAGUUUCUCAGAUUUUUGGCUCCUGAACGCAGCAAUGGAGCAAAGAAGAAGAAGCAACACUACCUAUCUCCUCUUGUUCUUCUUCUUCUUAGCCUUCACUUCAAGAACAAGCACAAACGAAAGUUGUUGGCAGAGAACAGUGAAACACUUGUCCACAACUCUGUCUUCAUCUACACCGCUUGAAUCUAGAAUCACUCCCAAGGUUAUUGUGUUUAGCACCAGAGGCAGCUGAUAGUAGUACUAGUAGUUGCAAGUCGGUUAAGAGAAGGUUCCAGAAGGAGCUUGAGCUUCUUGCUAUGUCAAGGCAUAGGAACCUUAUGAGUUUGAGAGGUUAUGUUCGUGAAUCCCAUGAGUUCUCUCUAGUUUAUGAUUACAUGCCGAAUGGUAGUCUUGAAUAUGUGAUGACUAAGGUUAGAGCUAUAAAACUAGAGCUUGGAUGGGAAGUUAGGCUAAAAGUUGCUGUUGGAAUCGUUCAAGGGCUUCAGUAUCUCCAUUUCAGCUGUGAUCAUCAGGUUCUUCAUUAUAACUUGAAACCUACAAAUGUGAUGUUGGAUUCUGAGUUUGAGCCAAGUCUUGCUGAUUGCGGAUUGGCCAAGAUCAUGCCUACUUCACACACAGGAGUGUCUUGCUACUCUGCUCCCGAGUCUUCUCAAAGUAACAGCUUUGGGAUGAUCUUGGGUGUUCUGUUAACCGGAAGAGACCCUACACAACCUUUUUGUGUAGAUGGUGCAAGUGGUAGCAGCUUAGGACAGUGGCUAAAGCAUUUGCAGCAGUCCGGGGAAGCACGAGAAGCAUUAGAUGAGAGUAUUCUUGGAGAGGAAGUGGAGGAAGACAAGAUGUUAAUGGCGUUACGUAUCGCCAUCAUCUGCCUUACUGACUUUCCAGCAGACCGGCCUUCUAGCGAUGAGCUUGUCCACAUGCUUACACAACUGCACAGCUUUUAGCCCUAAUGUUCUUGUACCAAACCUAAGAGGAAUGCAUGAUUUUUCUACAAUCUAUGAGAAGUUAAUUGGUGUGUUGCAGAGUGUU
Raphanus sativus (radish) is the source of this 1120-nucleotide messenger RNA. RefSeq names its product inactive leucine-rich repeat receptor-like protein kinase CORYNE. Bases 388 to 1035 code for a protein of 215 amino acids. Gene Ontology annotation, biological process: protein phosphorylation. The record is from RefSeq and is a predicted model, not a curated record. The transcript has 2 exons. NCBI's taxonomy places the organism in Eukaryota, Viridiplantae, Streptophyta, Magnoliopsida, Brassicales, Brassicaceae. Gene Ontology annotation, molecular function: protein kinase activity; ATP binding.